Messenger RNA from Oncorhynchus mykiss (rainbow trout), 2226 nucleotides. Its product is annotated as synaptotagmin-11. Gene Ontology annotation, cellular component: plasma membrane; exocytic vesicle; synapse. Lineage: Eukaryota; Metazoa; Chordata; Actinopteri; Salmoniformes; Salmonidae. Gene Ontology annotation, molecular function: calcium-dependent phospholipid binding; calcium ion binding; SNARE binding. The record is from RefSeq and is a predicted model, not a curated record. Gene Ontology annotation, biological process: calcium ion-regulated exocytosis of neurotransmitter; vesicle fusion.
GAGGCGAGAAGAGAGCAUGCGAGGAAUCAAGAACAUUCUCCCUUAAACUCACGGUUGUCAGGGGGGUCCUCAAGGCUGGUUGUUGCCGUCUUGCUCAGCAACCGCACCCGAUUUGAGCUCGAGACAGGAGUGUGCUGAAGCAACCGCAAUUGCGAGAGCAUCCUUGAGAAGCCACUGAAUCACAACAAUAAUUUCGGACUGAGGAAAAUACGACCGUCAAACAUCGUCGCCUCAUCGCCCGGCUGAUAUAGCCUACUGACCUAAAGAAAAAGCGUAGGGACAAUAUCAUUAAUGGAAAUAAAUUAGAAGCCUGCGAGUUUAAUUUGUUGUUAUUUUAAUUUUGGGGGGGACAACAGCCUUUUGAACCCCAAAAUGGCUGAGAUAACCAAUUUAAGACCAACAUAUGACGUGUCCCCGGUGCUGGCGGGCUUCCUGGGCGCCGGGGUCCUGGUGGUCUCAGUCACGGUGGCCGUCUUCCUCUGGACCUGCUGCCAGCGUCGCUACCGUCAGAUGACGGGCAGCUACAAGCUCCAAUCAGGACCCUGCGACCAGGCCGUGGAUCCGCCCUACAAGUUCAUCCACAUGCUCAAGGGAAUCAGCAUCUACCCGGAGACACUUAGUAACAAGAAGAUAGUCCGUGUGGGUCGACGCCCGGGCUCCUCGCGAAAUGGCAGCGGAUCUGGCGUCGAGUGGGGUCGUAAUGGUGAGCGAGGAAGAGGGGGAGGAGGAAGGGUGAUGCUAGUGGACGUCGACCCAGAAACGGGCCUGCUCAACAGCUCCACCAACCUGCAGAUGAGCCACCUACUUCCCCCUGCUGGACAGCCUAGGUUAGAGAAGGCGCUGCCCAUCCGCUCCGACUACUGCUGCCUGGAGAGCAGCUCCAGGGUUAACAGCAGCAGCAGUAGCUGUGACGCCAGCAAGACAGCCUCGCCCUUUACCCCGUGUCAGGGGGAGGGCAACACCAUGCCGCCCGCUGCCCUAGGUACCCUCAGCCUGGUCGUGGACUACAACUUCCCCAAGAAGGCUCUGGUGGUGACCAUUGUUGGCGCCCAUGGUCUGCCCGCCGUGGACGAGCAGGCAGGUAGCUCGGACCCCUACGUGAAGAUGACCAUACUGCCAGAAAAGAAGCACCGGGUCAAGACCCGCGUUCUGAGGAAGACCCUGGAGCCAGUAUUUGACGAGACGUUUACGUUCUACGGCGUGGCCUACAGCGCACUGCCUGACCUCACGCUGCACUUCCUGGUGCUUAGCUUUGACCGCUUUGCCCGUGAUGAUGUCAUCGGGGAGGCGGCGGUACCCCUGGCAGGGGUGGACCCCAGCACCGGACGAGUCCACAUCACCCAACAGAUCAGCAAGAGACACAUCCAGUGUGUGAGCCGUGGGGAGCUACUGGUGUCUCUGUCCUACCAGCCUGUCACUCACAGGCUCAAUGUGGUGGUGCUGAAGGCCAAGCACCUGCCCAAGAUGGACAUCACUGGCCUAUCAGGCAACCCCUAUGUGAAGGUGAACGUGUUCUACGGCUGCAAGCGCAUUGCCAAGAAGAAGACGCACGUGAAGAAGUGCACCCUCAACCCCGUUUUCAACGAGUCAUUCAUCUACGAUGUACCCGCCGAGCUGCUGGCCGACAUCUCCGUGGAGUUCCUGGUGGUCGACUUCGACCGUACCACCAAGAAUGAAGUGGUGGGCCGCCUGGUGCUAGGCGGCCAGAGCCUCAUGCACACUGGGGUCACCCACUGGAGAGAGGUCUGCGACAACCCCCGCCGGCAGAUUGCCAAGUGGCACAACCUGGGCGAGUAUUAGGACGGCUCAGAAAAAUACCUGAUGUUCAAAAAUCGUGCAAUUUCUCGGAGUGGAUAUUCUGUCGAAAAACCACCACCCCCACUACUAUUUCAAACCUAUUAUCUUAGAAAAUGAAAGAAUGAAAUAAAACCCUUCCUGCCUGAAGUAAAGACACCCAACUAGACCACCGGAACCCCACCCAGCAUGGACAUGUAUGGUUGGACCAGUCACUUCUAUGAAAAAUUCCUGCAACCAUUGAGACAACCACGGGGGCUGAGAGAAAUCUGACCAGACUUUCAGGAAUCACUGACCACAAAAGACUUGAUUGAAGAUUUCAAAACCAAAAUCUGAAUUUUGUAUAUAUAUAUUAUAUAUACGUAUAUAUAUUUGCAUAUAUACGUAUAUACAUUUGUGUAUAUAUAUAUAUAUACACACACACAUAUACAU